ACCCCUCUCUGACGCAGACUCGCUCAAUUAACCCAGCACGGUCCACUAUGAUCAGCACAGGAGUAAAGGAGAUGAUGUCAUUGGAGCGCCUGUCCGUUGGUUGGCUGCAGCAGCUGCUUAUUGUAUUCCUGAAGCUCUCACUGUCCUACGCUGGCCCUCUCCAACCAACCAGUGGAACAGAAUGCAUGGCCAGAGGUCCUGCCUCCUACAUCUUGGUCUUUACGGGUCACUGGAGCCCACAGACCUUCCCAAAGCAGUAUCCUCUGUUCCGCCCCCCGGCCCAGUGGUCCAAACUCAUAGCCGUGACCCAUAAUGGCCGGUUUCGACUGUGGCAGGAGGGCACACAAGCCAGUGCAGGGGUGCAGAGCUUCACUGAACUCGGGGUGACGGUGGAGCUGGUGAAAGAGGCCAAGGAAGCCAGAAAGAGGCGUGCAGUUGGGGCCAUGUACCGUACGGCGGGCAUCCCUAACGGUAUUGGGCACAGUUCCACCGAGUUGCUCAUGCAGCCUCGCAGCUCACUGCUCUCCCUAAUGGUGAAGGUGAUCCCCAGCCCUGACUGGUUUGUGGGUGUGGACAGCCUCAAUCUUUGUGAGGGCGGCCAGUGGAAACAGGAAGUGACCCUUGACUUGCAACCUUUCGAUGCAGGGACAGACAGUGGCUUUACUUUCUCCUCUCCCAACUUCCCCUCAAGCCCCCAAGAAAACAUCACAAUGAUCACAUCUCAAAUGCCCAAUCAUCCUGCCAACUCCUUCUAUUAUCCCCGCCUAAACGAGCUUCCGCCAAUUUCCAGCAUAAAGAUAAAACGGCAGAGUCGAUCACCUGCACAUCAAAAUCCAAUGUCCAAUCAUAUUCUGCCGAAUUCAAUCAGCCCCCAGCGUUUCUCAGAGACACCGUUGGACUGUGAAGUUUCUCUCUGGUCAUCCUGGGGCCUGUGUCUAGGUUCCUGCUCCCGGGGCGGCAUCCGCCACCGCACCCGUUAUAUCCUCCUCCGGCCGGCCAAUGCUGGUGUCCCCUGCCCAGAGCUGGAGGAACAGGCGGAGUGCACGCCAUACAACUGUUUGAAACACCAGUAACCCAUCAGAACACACACUUACAGAAACAGCCAGUAUGAGACACUGGGACUAUCAUUUUAUUACUGCUGGACUGAGAGAACGAUUCUGCAUCUUAAGUAUCCCUGUGAUAGUGCAAGGGAUUUUUGUAUGUGCCACAAUCACAUUGUUGGUUUUUAGACAUAUUGCCUUACUUGUGCAGUCCAUUAAUACCAGAGAAUACACUGCUUCGGGUGGAUGGGAUCAGGUUGUGGUUCUCCUCAUCCAGGGAUAAAGUCAAAUGAUGAUCGAAAUCCCACUGUAAAUUGGUCAAUGUAAAAAUUUAUAUCCAGGAAUGAUCUUUGCUACAGAGUUCAUGUUGGAAAAUCAUGACAACCUAAAGAAAUGUAUGAGAGGCCCAUGGCCUGCAGGCCCUCUAUAGUGGAUAGGUGAUUUGCAAAACUACACAUGUUUAGUCUGCACACUGAUACAAUGAUAUACACAUGUAAAUGAUGCACAGUGUUUUUUAAGAGGAGACACACAGACACACACACAAUCCCAAACAGUCAGGUACAAAAGUCCAUGCACAUAUUACUAAGAAUUACAAGCAUGGGGGGGGGGGCAUUAGUUUACACAUGCAACCUAUACAUGCUUGGCACAUACAGUGCUUUUAAAAUAACCUCACAGCCUGAUUUAUAAAUAUCCUGUUUCUCAAAAAACAACUGAUGUCUAAUUUUAACCCAGGAUUCUGUGUUAAAUCUUAAGCCCCUUUCACUAGAUGCAGGGUUCGUGUUGAUGAAAAACUGUUAUUUGUACUGUUACUUUUUUUUGAUAAUGUAGGACAUGUUGAUAUUUUGUACAUACUCUUUGAUGUAGCUUGCAUAAC
Messenger RNA from Lampris incognitus (smalleye Pacific opah), 1914 nucleotides. It is a transcript of the gene spon2a, whose product is annotated as spondin 2a, extracellular matrix protein. The transcript is spliced from 7 exons. Gene Ontology annotation, cellular component: extracellular matrix. Bases 48 to 1073 code for a protein of 341 amino acids. NCBI's taxonomy places the organism in Eukaryota, Metazoa, Chordata, Actinopteri, Lampriformes, Lampridae. The record is from RefSeq and is a predicted model, not a curated record. Gene Ontology annotation, biological process: cell adhesion.